CAUACCCACCCCGUUCGACACUGGAGAAGGGCAGAAUGGCGGCGACGGCGGAAGGUGCGAACUCGGCUCUGGCAUCGGACCUAGACUCGCCGGCACAGCCCGGCCUCCACCUGGCGCAAUUUGCAGCGGGGUGCUUCUGGGGGCUGGAACUGGCCUUCCAGCGCCUGGAAGGGGUGGUGAAGACCGAGGUGGGGUACUCGCAGGGCCACCUCCCGGAUCCCACCUACAGGGCCGUCUGCGGCGGCGACACCGGCCACGCCGAGGUCGUCCGCGUGCACUUCGACCCCGCCGCCUGCCCCUACCCCGCCCUCCUCGCCCUCUUCUGGUCUCGUCAUGACCCCACCACCCUCGAUCGCCAGGGAAAUGAUAUUGGCACACAGUAUCGAUCAGGGAUCUACUUCUAUAGUGAGGCACAAGCUAUAUUGGCAAGGGAAUCUAUGGAACUGAAACAGAAUGAGAUCCAGGACAAGAUUGUGACAGAGAUUCUACCAGUAAAGAGAUUUUACAGAGCAGAAGAGUACCAUCAGCAAUAUCUAGAGAAAGGUGGUGGAAGAGGACUGAAGCAAUCUGCAAGAAAAGGGUGCGAUGACCCUAUCAGAUGCUAUGGUUGAUGUGAGCAGGUUUACCACAUGUUGAACUUGUCAUGCUUUUUGUCUUUCACUGUGUCAAGGUAAGGAUGGAUUGUUGAGUUUGUUUAGAAUAAAGCAUGCAGUUUCUACUAGUUUGUUGUGUAGCAGUACUUAAAUAAGCCCAACUAUAGUUGACCUUAUGAUGGAUAUUCAUGUACUUCUAUCUCAUUAUGCCAUGAAAAGGCUUGGAGUUUCUGAAUGA
This is a messenger RNA of Musa acuminata subsp. malaccensis (wild Malaysian banana), 831 nucleotides long. Its product is annotated as peptide methionine sulfoxide reductase. Lineage: Eukaryota; Viridiplantae; Streptophyta; Magnoliopsida; Zingiberales; Musaceae. Gene Ontology annotation, molecular function: peptide-methionine (S)-S-oxide reductase activity. The record is from RefSeq and is a predicted model, not a curated record.